This is a messenger RNA of Pseudonaja textilis, 8337 nucleotides long. Lineage: Eukaryota; Metazoa; Chordata; Lepidosauria; Squamata; Elapidae. The record is from RefSeq and is a predicted model, not a curated record.
AAGCAACAGCCUGCCUUUAUCUUCCCUUUGAACGAACAAGAGUUCCUGCCUGGCUUGUACAAUUGGGAAUAAAUAGUCGGCAAGGCCAGUCCAAUGUAGCCUCCUGCAGCCGAGUGAGCUCCGACCCCAGAGAGGCUCAUGGAUGAUGGACAACGGAUUCUGGCAUAAAGCAGAGAUGGUUGGAUCCAGAUUUUUACUCCUGCUGCUCUUAGCUCUGCCUGUAUCAACGCUGGGGCAAAAAGACUUCUCUGCGCCAUAUGCACGCUGUAGCCUUUUUGGAGGCGAUCACAUCCAAACCUUUGAUGAACUGAUGUAUGAUUUCGCCGGCGACUGCAGCUACCUGCUGGCUGGAGACUGUGAAAAGAGAUCUUUCCUCUUGCUUGGUGAUUAUCACAAUGGAAAAAGAACCAGCCUUUCUCUGUACCUUGGAGAAUAUUUUGAUAUUCAUGUGUUCUUAAAUGGCACUGUGACUCAAGGGGAAAAAAGGAUUUUGGUACCCUAUGCCUCAAACGGAGUCUUUCUGGAAAGGGAAGCCGGCUAUUAUAAGAUGUCCGGUGAGGAACAUGGCUUCGUGGUGAAGAUUGACACCGAUGGGAAUAUCCUUCUAAGCCUGCCAGAGAAACACUAUAAUAGGACCUGUGGACUCUGUGGGAAUUUCAACCGAUUUGCUGAGGAUGACCUCAUGACCCAGGAAGGGAUAUUGGAAGAGAACAUCUACAGUUUUGCAAACUCCUGGGGGAUGAGUAACCAGAAGAAGAAGUGCCAGAGAGUCAUGCCUCCAAGCUACACAUGCAAUAUUUCCUCAAAGGCUGCAGAGAAGGACUUCAUCGAAAACUGCCAGCUGCUAAGAACUUCCUCGGUCUUUUCUAAAUGCCAUCAUCUGGUGGAUCCCGAAAAGUUCAUUGGCCUCUGUGAAGAAGACAUGUGCCGGUGUGCUCAGGAUAGAAAUUGCCACUGUCCAGUUUUUCUGGAGUAUGCUCGAAACUGUGCCCAGAAAGGUGUGAUCUUGAAAGGUUGGCCAGCCAGCAGCGCCUGCAGACCAAGAUGUCCAAGCGGCUUGGAGUACCACGAAUGCACGUCCCCUUGUGCCAAGACCUGCCAGAGCCUGAAUAUCAAUGAAGUGUGUCCGGAGCAGUGCGUUGACGGUUGCAGCUGCCCCGAGGGAAAGCUCCUAGAUGGUGACGUUUGCGUAGAUGCCCAAAAUUGCUCCUGUAUAAAUUCUGGCAAGAAAUUCCCUCCUGGCUCUUCAGUUUAUCAGGACUGCAACUCAUGUAUUUGCAGGCAUGGAGCGUGGGUCUGCAACAAUGAGCCGUGUCCAGGAGAAUGUUCUGUCACCGGUCAAUCCCAUUUCAAAAGCUUUGACAACAAACAUUUCACCUUCAGUGGAGUCUGCCAUUACUUGUUUGCUGGAGAUUGUGCAGGGAACUCCUUUUCUGUCUUCAUUGAGACAGUCCAGUGUGCUGAUGACCGUGAUGCGGUGUGUACCCGCUCAGUCUCCGUGCAACUCCAGGACGAGAACCUCAUUAUCAAAUUGAAACAUGGUGGUGGUGUGUCCGUGAAUGGACAGGACGUUCAGAUUCCCUUCCUACAAAAUACUCUCCACAUCCAGCCCACGGUGCUGCCAGCUGUUCACCUCAGUUACAAGGAGAACGUGCAUCUCGACUGGGAUGGGUUGGGGACCCUUGUAAUGAAGUUAUCUUCAGAAUACACUGAACAAAUGUGUGGUCUGUGCGGCAACUACAAUGGCAACCAAGGAGAUGAUUUCCUCACCCCUUCUGGGCUGGUGGAAACCCUCGUGGAGGACUUCGGAAAUUCUUGGAAGCUGAAGGGAGACUGUGAAGAUUUGCAAAAACAAGACAGCAAUUCCUGUAACUUGAAUCCCCGUUUAGCCCGGUAUGCUGAGAGAUCCUGCUCGCUCCUGCUGUCACCCCUGUUCGAGCCUUGCCACCAUGAGGUCAGCCCUUCCCCCUACCUCAAGAACUGCCGCUAUGACGUCUGCUCCUGUUCGGAUGGGAAAGACUGCUUGUGCAUGGCGGUCUCGGCCUACGCCAUGGCUUGCGCCCGGAAAGGAGUGGUCAUCAACUGGAGGAAGCCAGAAUUUUGUGCCAUGAGUUGUCCAGAAGGCCAACUUUACCAACAGUGUGGAAGUCCCUGCAACCAGACCUGCCGAUCUCUCGCCCAUCCUGACACAGACUGCCGUGAAUUCUGUACCGAGGGCUGCUUUUGCCCCUUUGGGAUGUACCUCGAUCAGCAGGGGGAUUGUGUGCCCAGAUCCCAGUGCUCUUGCUACUACGAUGGGGAGAUCUUCCAGCCAGAUGAUGUCUUCUCGGAUCACCACACCAUGUGCUAUUGUGAAAAUGGCAUCAUGCACUGCAGCUCACAGAGACUUCCAGGAAGUUUCGUUCCAGAUGUUCUCUUCCAAACUCAUCGCUCCGCCAGAGCAAAGCGGAGUGUCUCCUGCAAGCAUCCGAUGACCAUGUUUGUCUGUCCGGCAAAUGACCCAAGAGUGAAAGGAGUGGAAUGUAUGAAGAGCUGUCAGAAUUAUGAUCUGGGCUGCGUCAGUCAUGGAUGCAUCUCGGGUUGCCUUUGCCCGACUGGAUGGGUGCGACAUAGAAAUAAAUGCAUGGUCCCUGAGAAUUGUCCCUGUUUUCACAACGGACAGGAAUAUGCUCCAGGACAAACAGUGACAAAAGAUUGCAACACAUGCACCUGCCGUGCUCGAAAAUGGGAAUGUACGGAAAAUGUCUGUGAUGGAAAAUGUUCGGUGAUUGGAGCCGCUCAUUACUUGACCUUUGAUGGACUGAAAUACAUGUUUCCUGGGAAUUGUCAAUAUGUGCUUGUUCAGGACUACUGUGAAGAUGACGGGGCCGGGUCUUUUCGGAUACUGGUGGCCAAGGAAGGGUGUGGCUUUACCGGGGAGACAUGCACUCGUAGCAUUACCGUUUUGUUUGAUGGUGGAGAGAUCGAGCUGCAGGGUGAAGAAGUUAAUGUCCUCACACCUCCGAGAGAAGAAGGCAACAUGGAAAUUUUGAAGUCUGGCCGCUACUAUAUUCUGAUACUAGGACAAGGGAGAAUCUCCCUGACUUGGGAUCAAAACAUGGGAGUUACUGUCACCUUGAAAGAAAACUACAAAGAUAAAGUCUGUGGUCUGUGUGGGAAUUUCGAUGACGUCCCAAACAACGAUCUGAGAAGCAGCCGGAAGCAGAUCGAAGUUGAUCCGAGUGACUUUGGGAAUUCUUGGAAAGUUCACUCCCAGUGUGCUGACGUCAGAAAGCUUUCCCAAGGGCAGGACCUGGCGUCUUCACUGUGCAAUGGGAACGUAUUAAAACGGGUGAUGGUGGAGACAUCGUGCAGCGUCUUGAACAGCGAUCUCUUCAAAGAAUGCAAAAAACUGGUGGAUCCUGAGCCUUAUGUGGAAAUCUGCACGUACGACACCUGUGUUUGUGAGUCCGUUGGGGACUGUGCAUGUUAUUGUGAUGCCAUUGCUGCUUAUGCCCAUGCUUGUGCCCAGAAAGGGGCAGUGAUCCAAUGGAGGUCUCCUACUCUAUGCCCACAAAGUUGUGAAAGCAUGAACAAAGUGGAGGAAGAAUAUCAAUGCGAAUGGCGAUACAACAGCUGUGGUCCUGCCUGUCCCAGGACGUGCCAGCACAUGGACCCAAUAGCAUGUCCCGUGAAGUGCGUUGAAGGAUGCCAUCCACACUGUCCUGCUGGAAAAAUUCUUGAUGAGCUUUCUGAGUCUUGUAUCAAACUCGAAGAAUGUCCGGUGUGUGAAGCAGAAGGUCGCAGGAUAUCUCAUGGCAAGAAGAUCAUUUUGAACUCGGAGAAUCCUCAGCUCUGCCAAUCCUGCCAUUGUGAAGUACGAAACCUGACAUGCCGCCCGUGUGAUCCAGAAGAGACUGUCAAAUUCUUGACCACUGCUAGCCCAGAUGAAGAAGAGGAAGAGGAAGAGGAAGAGGAGGAAGAAGGAGUCACACGUGAAUAUUCCUGUAGCAAAAUGAUGGACCUGGCCAUCUUAAUGGAUGGUUCCAAUAAGCUUUCCGAGAGUGAUUUUGAUGAGUUGAAAAAUUUCAUAAUUAGCAUGAUGGAAAAACUCCACAUUACCCAAAAAAGGAUUCGCUUGGCAGUUCUGGAAUACCGCACUGGUUCGCACAUUUACCUUGGCCUGAAGGAUGUUAAAAAGUCAACUAAAAUGAGGAAGAUUGUGCAAAAUAUAAAAUAUACGGGCGGGGAGGUCGCCUCUGCAACCGAGGUGCUGAAAUACGUCUUGUUCCACGUAUUCGGCAAGGCGCCACGUCCAAAGGUUGCCCGAAUUGCUGUGCUGUUUAUGGCAAGCAAGGACCCCAAGAGAAUCCAGGGGAUCUUCCCACUUCUGAAAAAAAAGAAAAUUAUUGUGAUACCCAUCGGCCUUGGGCCUCAUGUGAGCACUGAGCAAAUUGGGCUAAUCGAACGGCAGUCGCCAGAAAACAGAGCCUUCCUAAUGAACAGCGUUCUUGAGUUAAGGCAACGUAAGGAUGAAAUCAUCGAUUACUUCUGUGGUCUUGUGCCUGAAGUCAGUGCAGUCCUUUCCACCCAACGCCCAAUCCUGACUGUCCCCAGUGUGGAAGCAAGGACAUACCUCCCUCAUGGCUUGACGAAGGUACCCGCAACGGAGAUGUCUAUUUCUAUUGAAAAGAUCCUUGAGGUUGUCUUUUUAGUUGAAGGCUCCCACAAAGUCGGCAAGACCAAUUUUGACACCAUCAAAGAGUUUCUCAUCCGUACGAUCCAAGAGUUGGAAGUGGGAGAAGAAACUGUUUAUAUUAGCAUCCUCCAGUAUUCCUUUACCAUCACUGUGGAGCAUUCUUUCCAGGAACGUCAAUCCAAGGAGUUCCUGAUUAAGAAGGUGCGGGAGAUGAAAUUCCAGGGAGGAAAUGCAACCAAUACCGGACAGGCGCUCAACUUCGUCUCCCAACAGUCGUUCACUACCAAAAGGAGGGAGCAAGUGCCGCACUUGGUUUACAUGGUCACUGCAAAUCCUGCCACAGAUACCAUCACCCGCCCACCCAAGGAUGUCCAUGUGAUUCCUAUUGGCAUUAGACCUAAUGUGGACAUCCAGGAACUCCAGGAAUUAAGCCAGCCACAGACUCCUAUUAUCAUAGAAGGCUUUAACAACCUCAUCAAGGAAGGGCCUGACCUGGUAUUCAAAACUUGCUGCUCAAAGAAAGAAACUUGCACCAAGCCAAUGGAUGUGAUAUUUCUUCUGGAUGGAACUUCAGCCAUUGAAGAAGCUCAGUUCGAGGAAAUGAAACGUUUUGUGAAAGCAUUUAUUGAACACGCUGACGUGGGUCAUUUUUCAACUCAAGUUGCAGUACUUCAAUAUGCAAAAGUGAACUCUCUGGAAAUUUCAUGGAACGCAUUCCAGGAAGAAGCUAACCUUCUGAAAAAGGUGGACUCCAUUCAUCAAAGAGAAAAAGGCCCAAGCAAACUAGGGGAAGCAAUAGACUUCAUGGUUCAGCAUGCCAUUUCUGAAGCCAACGGAGGACGACCCAAUGCAUCCAAAACGGCCGUGGUUAUUGUGGCAGACACCUCAAAAGACGCUGUGGAAGCUGCUGCGUAUUCCGCCAGAGCCAAUAGAGUUUCACUGCUUCCCAUUGGCGUUGGCACCAAAUAUAAUGCGGAACAAUUGAGUGCUUUAGUGGGACCAUCUGCUAAAGACACGAUCAUUAAGUUGCAACAUUUUGAAGAUCUUUCUACGAUGAUCACGUUGGGUGAUGAAUUUAUGAAGAAGCUUUGUACAGAGGGUGCUCAAGAGUGUAUCGACGAAGAGGGGAAUAUCAGAGCACCUGGUGACAAGUGGCAGUUGCUGGAUCAGUGUUAUAGCGUGACCUGCUUACCAGGUGGCCGCACAGAACUGAAAAGCCACCGGCAUCUUUGUGAGAAGAUGGCCAAGCCAACGUGUCACAACAAUUUCCCUGCAGUUAAAGUGGAGGAAACCUGUGGCUGUCAUUGGGUGUGUCCAUGUACAUGCAUGGGAAGUUCAACCAGGCACAUUGUCACCUUUGAUGGACUGGAUUUUAAGCUGACAGGCAACUGCUCCUACACCUUGUUUGAAGACAAAGAAGAAGAUGUUGAAGUGAUUCUUCAUAAUGGCGCAUGCAGGUCGGCCCCCAAACUCAACUGCAUGAACGCCCUUGAGGUCACAUACCAGGGCUUCUCUGUGCAGCUCUGUGACAACAUGACGGUUGCUGUGAAUGGCCUGGCAGUUAUACCUCCUUAUAAUAAUGGUCAAUUGGAAGUCAACAUCUAUGGGACCAUAAUACACGAAGUCAAAUUUUUGCAACAGAACCACAUGCUUGCCUUCACUCCAAGCAACAAUGAGUUCACCUUACAACUUAGCCCGAAGAGCUUUGCCUCAAAAAUGUAUGGCCUUUGUGGGGUGUGUGACCAAAACAGGGAGAACGACCUGCUCUUACAGAAUGACUCCAUUACUCGUGACGUCACUGGUUUCAUCCAAGACUGGACCAUUCAGCAACCGGGAAGGGUUUGCAAGGAGAGAAGGCCCGAGGUUUGCGUCGAGCACGCAACCAGGCACUGCAGCAUCCUGCUUUCCACUCCUUUUUACGAGUGCCAUCAGGUCAUCCCUCCCAACAUAUUCUACGCAACGUGCGAAGAGAACAAUUGCGUUGGGGAGGAAGUGUGUGAGAUUAUAGCCUCCUACGCCCAUCUUUGCAAAGUGCACGGGGUUUGUGUGGACUGGAGAACGCCGGAUUUCUGCGUGUGCGUCCACCGCAACAUCGUCUACCCUCUUGGCACGACCUGGGAAGAAGACUGUAGGGAAUGUUCUUGCACCAACAUGAAAGAUGCAGUUACAGGACUCCAAAUUACAGAAUGUCUCGAGAAAAGAUGCAGUAUGUCCUGCCCAGCGGGAUAUAAAUACGUCAACAGAGAGGGGGCAUGCUGUGGAAAAUGUCUCAGAACCAUGUGUGAAGAUACAACCCUUUGGUCUCGAGGAGAUGAAGACGAAGGUGUCACUUGGCAUAACGUUGGCUCUGAAUGGAUGUCUCCAACUGACCCCUGCGUCAUCAAAAAAUGUGUCCGUGUGAACGAGGAGGUCUUUAUCCAGACCAGGAAUGUCUCAUGCCAACCUAGGGAGCCAAGCAGCUGCCCGUUUGCCACAGAGAUGCGGUGUGACCAUCGGUCCGGAUGCUGUCCUUCCUGUCACUGUGAACCCGUGAAUGGCUGCAUCUUGAAUGGUACUGUUCUCGCGCCGGGGAAACGUAUGAUGCUGGAUGAGUGCACCACUUGCCAAUGUAACACACGGCAGGGACCGUACCUGACAUACAAAUUGAUGUGUGGGAAAAUUACCUGUGAACCAUGCCCCAAGAAUUACCAGAUGGAGAAAACCUCUGGUUCCUGCUGCGGGAAAUGUUUGCCAACUCGGUGCGACAUACAGCUGAGGAAUGGAACCAUUUUGUAUCUGAAGCCAAACGAAACAAUCCAAGAUGGAUGCGACAAUCAUUUUUGCAAGGUGAACCGGAAAGGAGACUUCAUUUGGGAGAGGAAGAUCACGGGUUGCCCUCCAUUUGAUUCCAAGAAAUGCUUAGCUGAAGGAGGCAAAGUGACAAAACUUGGCAAUACCUGCUGUGAAACAUGUGUCGAGCCAGAGUGCAGGCUAACCACAGGCAGGUUAGAGUUUGUGAAAGUAGACAACUGUGUGAAUGAAAACCAGCUGAAUCUCCACUACUGCGAGGGCAAGUGUACCAGCAAAGCCAUUUAUAACAUAACCCUGAACCGCCUUGAAGACAUCUGCACCUGCUGCUCGGCUACCACAACCAACGCCAUGCUCAUCCCCUUGCGUUGCGCCAAUGGCUCCCGGGUUCAUCACCAAGUGUUUAAUGCUCAAGAGUGUGAAUGUCUCUCACGGAAAUGCCAGCCGUAAUUCGCCAAUGGGGAGCGGACACAUGUCAAGCUUUUUUCUCCAGAUGCCAGAACAUGUACAAUCUGAGUGUAUUAUUUUUUUUUGGGGGGGGGGGGGGGGAUAUUAAGAGAAUUUUGAUAGUGGUCUAAUCAAAGCCAUGUAAGCAGCCAAGGAAGAAACUACAUACUUGGGAUGUUCUACUUUGGACUGUUUCACGGGUGCCGUAUUUUGAAAAAGCCCAAAGAAUUCACAGUAUUUGGAGUAGUGCUGAGGACGGAUAUUCCCAUCGUGGUGAACUGAUAGAAAGUUUCAGCAUAUAGUUAUAUAUAUAUUUUUUCAUUUCAGUAGUUACUUUUAUGAUGAAUGAAUAAGUCUGGCUCACCUUUCGAAUCAGAAUUAUUCGGCUUCUGUUACAAGCUUCAAUAAAACAGUGGAUUAAAACC